This is a messenger RNA of Sinocyclocheilus anshuiensis, 2658 nucleotides long. Its product is annotated as solute carrier family 2, facilitated glucose transporter member 1-like. Bases 1 to 1467 code for a protein of 488 amino acids. Gene Ontology annotation, molecular function: D-glucose transmembrane transporter activity. Gene Ontology annotation, cellular component: basolateral plasma membrane; apical plasma membrane; plasma membrane. NCBI's taxonomy places the organism in Eukaryota, Metazoa, Chordata, Actinopteri, Cypriniformes, Cyprinidae. The transcript is spliced from 10 exons. The record is from RefSeq and is a predicted model, not a curated record. Gene Ontology annotation, biological process: dehydroascorbic acid transport; response to insulin.
AUGGAUUCUAACAAAAAGCAGUUGACGCUUCAGCUGAUGAUGGCUGUUGGGACUGCUGUGAUCGGCUCCUUGCAGUUUGGCUACAACACAGGAGUCAUCAAUGCCCCUCAGAAGACCAUCGAGGCUUUCUACAAUGAGACGUGGUAUAAGAGGUACUCAGAGUACAUACCGUCGACCACUCUAACUACACUCUGGUCCGUAUCAGUGGCCAUAUUUUCUGUCGGUGGCAUUUUCGGCUCCUUCUCAGUUGGGCUCUUUCUAAACCGCUUUGGCAGGAGGAACUCAAUGCUCAUUGUUAAUGUUCUGGCCUUCAUCGCUGCUGCUUUAAUGGGCUUUUCCAAGCUGGCUGAAUCCUGGGAGAUGCUUAUUAUCGGACGCUUCAUUGUAGGCCUUUACUCUGGCCUGUCCACAGGCUUUGUACCAAUGUAUGUAGGAGAAAUCGCCCCAACUUCAUUACGUGGGGCACUGGGCACACUUCAUCAGCUUGGCAUUGUCAUUGGCAUCCUCAUAGCACAGAUCUUUGGUAUUAAAGAAAUCAUGGGGACCCCUACAAUGUGGCCCUUCCUACUUGGCUUUACUUUCAUCCCAGCCAUAGUCCAGUGUGCCCUGCUGCCCUUCUGCCCCGAGAGCCCGCGCUACCUUCUCAUCAACCAGAACGAGGAGGCCAAAGCUAAGAGUGUGCUGAAGAAGCUCCGUGGCACUGAAGAUGUGGCUGCAGACAUGCAGGAGAUGAGGGACGAGAGCAGGCAGAUGAUGAGGGAGAAGAAGGUCACCAUCCCUGAGCUCUUCCGCUCAUCGCUCUACCGCCAGCCCAUCUUCAUUGCCAUCAUGCUGCAGCUCUCCCAGCAGUUCUCCGGUAUAAAUGCUGUUUUUUAUUACUCCACUGGUAUAUUUGAGAAAGCAGGGGUGUCUGAGCCAGUCUAUGCCACCAUUGGUGCUGGAGUUGUGAACACAGCAUUCACAGUUGUGUCGCUGUUCAUAGUGGAGCGAGCUGGUCGAAGAUCAUUACAUCUUAUUGGGCUGAUGGGAAUGGCUGUGUCUUCUGUUCUCAUGACCAUAGCUAUGGCGCUACUAGAUCAAGUGAAAUGGAUGUCAUAUGUCAGCAUCGUCGCCAUCUUCAGUUUUGUGGCAUUUUUCGAGAUCGGACCAGGCCCAAUCCCAUGGUUCAUUGUGGCAGAACUCUUCAGUCAAGGUCCCCGGCCUUCUGCCAUCGCUGUUGCUGGUUUCUCCAACUGGUUUGCCAACUUCUUGGUGGGAAUGAGCUUCCAAUAUGUUGAGGAACUGACAGGGCCAUACGUUUUCAUCAUCUUCACUGUCCUCCUGCUGAUAUUCUUUGUCUUCACCUACUUCAAAGUUCCUGAGACCAAAGGGCGGACAUUUGAAGAGAUCUCUGCGGGCUUCCGCUCAGGGUCAGAGAAAUAUACCCGAGAUGAUCUGAACACAUUGGGGGCAGAUUCCCAGCUCUGAGCUCAGUGCCACAUUUAUACAGUAAUGCUGUAGACUAACCAAUUGAGUGUCCUCGGCUAUAGCACAGUGGGUAUGUUCACAAUGGCAAACUAUCAUAUUACUCCUACUAGGAAUGCUGCACUAGUGUUGUCACGAUACUGGAAUUUCUAUCCUUGAUACGAUAUUCAAUACCAUUUUCGAUACCACAGGGAAAAACGGGAACAACAUUAAGGGCAUAACAUUUUUGAUUUCUAUUAAAUGAUAAAUAUGACAAGGCUAGAACUUGACAAUGAGGAAUAUUUUUACAAUAAUGAAAACUUCUUGAGGUGGUAAAACACUGAAGAAAAACUUACAUUGUACACUGGAGAAAAGCUUAUGGAUUUGCAUGUUUACUUCAAAUGUUUUUUAAAAGAAGUAUUAAUUUUGCUAUUUUAUUACAAAGAAUAGGGGGGUGUGACCAUUAUCUAGCAUAAUGAGCACUAUAAACACAUGUAAUGCAACAUGGCAUUUAAUACAAUAUAGAAUACUGUAAAAUAAUAUAUUUUCUGCCUCGUUCGAAGCCAAAUCAGAUCACAAAAGGAUGUUAUUUCAAACACUCGACUGAUGUUAUGAAGCAAGUUUAGAGUUGGUAUCGGUGUAUCAGUACUACGGAGAAAGAGUUUUGAAACCGUCUAUGAUCAGAACUGUUUCAGAUAUUUCAGUAUCGAUAUGUAUAAAAAAAAAUUGAUAUUUUUGACAACGCUAGUAUGCAGAUUUUCUGAUUGCAUUGAAUACUCUUAUGACUUACUACAUUUGCCAAACUGUGCAAUAUUUGACCAGUACACUGCUUCUCAAUAAUUACUCAUUAUUUAACUGGACUGACAAAAGUGUGAAUAUUUGUGUACAAAAUUGUAAUAAACAUUGCAAAAUUGCUAUAUUUAUUUCUGAAAUCGUAACCAGACACCUCUCUCUAAUGUAAAAUAUGCAACGUUGUGAUAACAGUGUACCAUACUACAGUUUAAACCUUUUUUUUUUGCAUACUGCAGACUAUUUUUAGAUACAUUACCUAUUACAUACUGUGCUAUUAUUUUUUACAUACUAUAUUGUAACAAUAAUAUGUAGUAUACAGUAUGGUGUAGCAUGCAGUAUGCAGUAUUUUAGUAUUCCAUUCUGAACAUUCCCACUGUCUUCAGCAAACAAACAGUAGCACAGAAAGUUCUGCAUUUUUGCUCA